This is a messenger RNA of Rattus norvegicus (Norway rat), 939 nucleotides long. It is a transcript of the gene Or13d1, whose product is annotated as olfactory receptor family 13 subfamily D member 1. Gene Ontology annotation, cellular component: plasma membrane; membrane. Gene Ontology annotation, biological process: detection of chemical stimulus involved in sensory perception of smell; G protein-coupled receptor signaling pathway; signal transduction. Gene Ontology annotation, molecular function: G protein-coupled receptor activity; olfactory receptor activity. The record is from RefSeq and is marked reviewed. NCBI's taxonomy places the organism in Eukaryota, Metazoa, Chordata, Mammalia, Rodentia, Muridae. Bases 1 to 939 code for a protein of 312 amino acids. The transcript has a single exon.
AUGGGAAAUGACUCUGCAGUGACGGAAUUCUUUCUCGUGGGACUUUCCCAGUAUCCAGAGCUCCAGCUUUCCCUAUUUGUGCUCUGCCUCAUCAUGUACUUGAUAAUCCUUCUGGGCAAUAGUCUACUCAUUAUCAUUAGUGUCGUGGAUUCUCGACUCCAUACCCCCAUGUACUUUUUUCUUGGGAAUCUCUCUUUCCUGGACAUCUGUUACACAUCCUCAUCCAUUCCUCAAAUGCUUGUCAUGUUCAUGUCAGAGAAAAAAUCCAUCUCCUUCCUUGGUUGUGCUCUACAAAUGGUUAUCUCACUUGGCUUGGGCUCUACGGAGUGUGUCCUCCUAGCUGUGAUGGCCUAUGAUAGGUAUGCAGCCAUCUGCAAUCCACUGAGGUACCCUAUAAUCAUGAACAAGGUAUUGUAUGUGCACAUGGCUGUGUGGUCCUGGGUCAUAGGCUGUCUAAACUCUCUGGUGCAGACAGUCUUGACCAUGGUGUUACCUUUCUGUGGUAAUAAUGUCAUUGAUCACCUUACCUGUGAGAUCCUGGCUCUUCUAAAACUUGUAUGCUCAGAUAUCACCAUGAAUGUGCUUGUCAUGACAGUGGGCAGUAUUGUUCUGUUGAUGAUUCCUCUGCUGUUAAUUUUCGUGUCCUAUAUUUUUAUCCUGUCUUCCAUCCUGAGAAUUAAUUCUGCUGAAGGAAGAAAGAAAGCCUUUUCUACCUGUUCAGCCCACUUAACUGUGGUCAUUCUGUUCUAUGGUUCAGCCCUUUUUAUGUAUAUGAAACCCAAGUCAAAGCACACCACAGCAUCUGAUGAAAUCAUCGGACUGUCUUAUGGAGUCGUGACUCCAAUGUUGAAUCCCAUCAUCUACAGCUUAAGGAAUAAGGAGGUAAAAGAAGCUGUGAAGAAAGUUUUGAGCAAACAUGUGUAUCUACAGAAAAUCUGA